AUGAACAAUCGGUUCGUUCGAGCUACUACAACGACAACGGUUACAAAGCAAAAGGCCAAGAAUCCUCUGAAUCAAGCAGGUCUUGACAAACUGCAGGAAGUCUAUGACAAAGCAUCCUCCAAUCCCAACUCCAACUAUGUUUUUACGGUACGCCGGGCCAUGAAAUCGCUGCAAAGCUGUCCUACCGCCAUUACGACUCAAAAGGAAGCCUGUCAACUGAAAUAUGUGGGGCCAGCCGUUGCCAAGGUGAUUUGUCCCACCUUUCUUCCCAGUCCUACUUCCUCCACAAACAACUACAAUAACAACACAAACAACAAUGACAGCAACACCCAACAACCGUCUCGCAAACGAUCCCGCAAGACGGCAGCAAGUUCUACAGUCGAACAAGGCCCCAGCAAGAAAGAAAAAGUUUACAAACAAGAGCGAUUGGCUGCAGAAUCCUUGGAUUUGAGCAAUUGUGGUCCUUGGAAGGUCAUUCUCAUUAUCGAUGGACGAGAGCACAAAUCCCAACACGUCGUGUCCAAAUGCAAACAAUCGGGGAUUCCUUGUGAAGAACGUAACUUGCCCAUUGGAGACAUGGCCUGGAUUGCACAAGCCCAAGACAAGAUCUCGGGACGAACGACUGAAGUCUUGUGUGGGACCAUUGUGGAACGCAAGGAAUCCAGCGAUUUGGUGGGGAGUUUGUUUGGGUCUCGUUAUCUGGAACAGCGAAUGCGCCUCAAGUCGUGUGGAGUCCCACAACUUUUGUUUCUAGUGGAAGGAAACUUGGCGUCCAACAUUAAUUGUCCACAAGAGACUUUGGAAAUGGCCAUUAUGGAGACGAGAUGUUUGGGAUUUCAUGUCAUUCAGACGGAAAACUUGAUGGAUACGGUUCGCAAGCUCAAGGGAUUGCACCGACGAGUCUUGCAGCGUACUUUUCCAGAAGCCUUUUCCCAGUUGCCUACUUAUACAAGAUCACCAACAGGAACCUUUGGGUUGCAUCGCAAGCGUCGACCAACCUCACUGCUUGAAAUGACCUUUGAUACGACACCCAAGCCAGCAUUGGGUGCCAAACGUUUCAUUACAUAUACAGAACUCAAAGCCAAAGUGGAAUUGGACCGAGAAGCUGGGACUCGUACGGUGGGAGCCAUCUACAUGGCAAUGUUAAAACAAAUAUCCACGCUAUCCCACAAAAAGUGCGAGGCUCUUGCCAAGAUAUAUCCAACCAUGAAUGCACUAAUGACAGCAUAUGCUACUUCAGACAAUCCUGCCAAAAUGAUCCAAGAUAUUUCAUUGGGCACUCAAAAGAUGGGACCAAAAUCUUCAGAAGCAGUCUAUACAGCUAUCUGUACCCAACGGGAUGGCACUCGUCCGAAUGGACCUACCAUGGAAUUUGAGGAUAUUCCCGUGGCCAAGAAGAGUCCGACAAGUGUCGGCCCUCCUGCAGCAGCGAAUACGUAUACCGGUGCAUUGGAUUCCUUUUUUGCUCCCAAGGCACCAUCUCCACCCAAAGCAAAAACUGCUUCAAUGACCGUUCCUGGUUCUGCUGCUCUUGCUGCAUUGAAGAAACCUGCCAGCCAAAGUUAUUCUCCGCCAUCCCCUGAUCGCAAACCGGCUCCAUCCGUACUAUGCGUCGACCUUACGGACGACACGCCUCCGAGACCAUCAUUCGCCAAGAAGCCUUCCUACUUGACGGAUCCACCACCUUCGACUGGGUCUAGUGCUGGCUACAACAAAUCAAGCACUGCUGCUCUCAAAGGUAGCAUCGACAGCCAAAAAGCCACUCCGAAAGCUGCUCCCAAGACAGCAGUCCAGCUGAAUUUUUCCAGUCCACUCUUUUCAUCUCCUGAUGAUGAUGAUUCCUUGCUCCAUUCUGCGCCAUUUGCCAAACGUCCCAAGACCAGCACAUUGGACGUGGCUUUGGCAAGGUCUGUGAGCUCCACUCCAUCCCCUGCGGCAUCCAGUACCGCAUCGAAUUCAUCCACCACAAAGAAGAAAGCUCCAGCAGUGGCUGCCAAAGCGAUCAGUUCUCCGUCAAUUGUGGUCAUGAUUGAUAGUAGUGAUGAAGAGGAUGACGACGAGUUACUGAUGAAAAAACCAUUGCAAUCAAAGGCAAAUGCACCAUCAACAGUAGCCGCAAAAGCUGCAGAAGCAGCAGCUGCUGCAACGUAUUCCAUUCCUUCAAGUUCUCCCAACACAAUCCGUCGAGUUUCGGAUGGAUCCUCCAUUUCGACUGCAUCUUCCUCCACAACAACAGGAGCAAGGGAAGUGCAGCAGUCCAAAAAGCCAACAGCUACGUUUGACCAAACGACUGCCAAUGUCACAAUGCGAAGGACCAACAAGAAUUCCAACCCACCAAAUCGCUGGCAGGAUGCCUUGGAUAGUGACUACAGUGAUGACGAGGAUGAUCUUGGGAUCUCGUUGGACCUUCGUAGUCGACUGGCCAAACGAUCGAACACAGAAACCAUUGUCAUUGAUUGA
This is a messenger RNA of Cylindrotheca closterium, 2460 nucleotides long. The record is from the annotation of a GenBank genome assembly. Lineage: Eukaryota; Bacillariophyta; Bacillariophyceae; Bacillariales; Bacillariaceae.